Molecule: messenger RNA, 2477 nt
Organism: Nerophis lumbriciformis (worm pipefish)
Lineage: Eukaryota; Metazoa; Chordata; Actinopteri; Syngnathiformes; Syngnathidae
Source: RefSeq, a predicted model, not a curated record
AAUCCCCCGUCGCCCCUCUGUCGCUAUGAAGGAUACAUAGAGUGCGACUUGAAUUGACAUCAACAUGACAAGAAUAAGAUGCUGCAAAUGUCAUCACCAGGUGUGAGCGUUACACGCUGCUUUGCUGAAGUCAAGACGAAAUGGAAGGACAAGGGGACGGACGGCACAACGGUCCAAAUUGCUACCGUAUUCCGUUGCCGAUAGGAAACGGAGCACGGAAUAUAGAGACCCUGGGACUGAGAGUGGUUAUUUCGAAUCAGGAGAUCAUCUUUUCCAUUCACGCCCUGAUAAGGCCGCCCGAGAACGACGAUGCGAACGAAAACGACAACAACACGGAGGACAACGACAACGACGAGGACGUCAAUAUCGAAGAUAACGAUGAAAUUAUCGAGGAAAACCUGGAGGAUGUCGAUCACGAAGACAACAUGGAGGACAACGAUGACAACAUCGAUUACGAGGAGGACGUCACGGAGGAAAGCGACGCUGACGGUGAAGAGAACGAGGCCGAUUUCGAAAUCAACGACAACGGCCCGCAUAACGAGUAUCACGCGGCUAACAACAAUCCAAACGACGCGCCUGAUGAAAACGCCUUCUCCUUUCGAAUUUGGGUAAGGCCGCUGCUGCACGGCGACGUCUUUGACGACAUUUUCCUGGAGUUGCGCUUGGUGAAUAACGACGACCUGGACGACCUGGACAACAACAUCGACAACGGCGACCUGAACGACGACAAUAUCGACGACGACAAUUACAUCGGCGACGAAAGCAUCGACGCGGCAACUGACGCGGAGGACAAUAAUGACGACGAGGGUUUCGAAGACAACGACUGCAACAACAACGACGAAGGCUUUGAUGAAAACGAAAACCACAACACUGAAAAUGUUGACAAUAUUGUUCAAGAAAACACAAAUAAUUUAAUCCAGGAAGUGGAGCGGCAGGAAGACGAUCCUUUACCCGGACCGUCAAAGGAGCGUAGAGAAGACGAUGACCAGAACGAAGGUAGUAAACAGUCACAGUGGUGGGACGAUUCCAACUCGGAUAGUUUUUCCGACAACUUCCUCGAAGAAGACGAAGAGCAUCGGUGUGGCAAAUGGACUCAGAGAUCGAGCGACGACGCGGACUCGCAAGACGACAAACGAGGCGGGAAGCAAACGCGGAAGAAAAACAUUUCUUCCGCACCCAACUCGGACGACGAAGUUCCUUCCAAGGAGGAGGAGCCUUGUUUGAGCGAACAAGAGGGCGACGUGGACACGCUCACUGGAUCGCCCAGGAAGAGGUCGCGAGGGGAAACGGGACACCCGGUCGAUACCGGAAACCACAAGAAGCGUUCCCGGCAAGGAAUGGACUCUGAAAACGACUUUGACGAUGUCGACCAAAACCCUCGACCGGCGUCGUCAAGAAGCAACAAAGAAGAAGAAAGCAAGGAUGGAGAAAAAUAAUGUAAGCACUAACGAUUUGAAUGCACAUCUUUUGAAGCAAAAUAGAGCGCAAUACCUUGCUGCAACCAGCAGAGGCGCUGUGGUUUGAUUCUCAACGAGUCCAAAGAAGAACAUGACGCAUGGGAAGUUGAGCAACAUCCACGCCAUGCCACUAGGCAGCAUUAUUCUGCUCAAUAGGAUGCUGGCAUGGAAACAGGAGCACAGAACAUUCUGAGAGCGACAACAGUGGACUAUGGAAGAUCUGGAUCUGAAACCAGGAUUCCAAUUCUUUGUUCCAUUUUCCGUACUAAAGGAAAGUUUUAUUGUGUAUACAUCUUUUAAUGAUAGUUAUACCAAGUUCUGAUCCAGUGAAGUAACAUUUACUUGUGUUACUGAAAUUAAAUAGUCUUUAUGUGUACUUUUUAAGUAUUUUCGUUGUUGUUGUAUUAUACUGAAGUAGGAUUUGUUUAAAGCAAUGGUUUUACAAGUACAUUUGUAAAACGUAUUUUGUUUUGCAAGUACUACCGUCUUUGCUACCUCCGCUUACCAUCAUGUUCAGCUUCCAACAUGUGGCGUGUACUUGCUGGUAAUUCAUUUGUGGCGUAUGAGGUGAAUUACAAUUAAUAUUUCAGUACAAUGUCAUUUAAUGUAUUCAAUUUCAGUGAAUAUUGUUUAAUAAAUUUGUAUUUGCGCAAUUAUGUCACUUAUGUAUGAGAAAAAAAAAAUACUAAUAGAUGGACCCUGGGUCCCACCAGUACUCAUACCGCAUAUGGUUUGAAGUAUUACUUACUUCAAAUUGGUUGUGAGUUCAAACCCCGGCCGAGUCAUACCAAAGACUAUAAAAACGGGACCCAUUACCUCCCACUUAGCAUCAAGGGUUGGAAUUAGGGGUUAAACCACCAAAAUGAUUCCCGAGCACGGCCACCGCUGCUGCUCACUGCUCUCCUCACCUCCCAGGGGGUGGAACAAGGGGAUAGGUCAAAUGCAGAGAGUAAUUUCACCACACCUAGUGUGUGUGUGUGUGACUAUCAGUGGUACUUUAACUUUAAAUUUACUGCCAGU